AUGGCAUCCACCAAGAUCCCCGCUGGCCACUUUGGCAAUCUGUCCGCUGAGCAAGAGAAAAAACUGCAAGAAUUUUGGCAGGCUGUUGCUGGUGUGUCUGGGUGGUCUGAAAGCAACACUGCGGCGCAGAAUGCUACGAGCAAAGCCGCCGAGCCGGCAUCGGAGCCUGAACAAAGCAGUGGUGGUUGGGGAUUUAGCAUGUUCCGAAAGAACGAACAGGCGGGUUCCUCCAGUAAAACUGCCGCCGAUGAGGAUAAGUUUGGCCUGAACAAGCAAUACAGUGAGAUUUUAGCCAAACAGUCGGCUGAAGCCAUCCGAGAAUCUAUCUGGGAGAUGACGAAACAUGACCAUCCAGAUGUUCUUGCACUACGCUUUCUUCGCGCGCGCAAAUGGAACGUUCAGCAAGCCCUCGUCAUGUUCAUCGCAGCUGUCAACUGGAGGAAGAACGAAAUGAAGGUGGAUGAUGACAUCAUGCAGAAUGGCGAGGCUGGUGCAUUGCGUGAUGAACAUAAUGGUAGCAGUGAUAUAAAACAAGUUGGGACAGAUUUUCUCGCGCAGCUUCGCAUGGGAAAGAGCUUCCUCCACGGUUGUGACAAGGAAGGCCGACCAAUUUGCGUUGUUCGCGUGCGCCUGCACCAUGGUGGCGAGCAGAGUGCCGAGAGCACUGAGAAAUACACCGUCCAUAUCAUCGAAACUGCGCGUCUGCUCCUCAGCCCACCAGUUGAGACAGCUACAAUCAUUUUCGACAUGACGAGCUUCAACUUAUCUAAUAUGGACUAUGCUCCUGUUAAGUUCAUGAUCAAGUGCUUCGAGGCCAACUACCCCGAGUCUCUCGGUGCCGUGCUUAUCCAAAAUGCUCCAUGGCUAUUCCAGGGCAUAUGGCGGGUAAUCAAGCCUUGGUUGGACCCAGUUGUCGCAGCCAAGGUCCAUUUCACCAACGGCAGAAGUGGGCUGGAAGAGUUCAUCGCACCAAACAAGAUCCCCAAAGAACUCGACGGCGAUGAGAAUUGGGAGUAUAAAUACGUUGAGCCCGCGGAAAACGAGAAUGUCGCUAUGCAGGACACCGCCACCAGAGAUAAGAUUCUGGAAGACAGAUCUACGCUUGUGAAAGAUUUUGAAGAGGCUACUAGGGCUUGGCUUCGCGAAGGAAAUGGUGAUAGCGGUGAAGCAGCUCGCGGAAGACGCAACUCCAUCGCAACCCAGUUGAGAGACAACUAUUGGAAGUUGGAUCCCUACAUCCGCGCCAGAUCACUCUACGACCGCCAAGGUAUCAUCGGCGCAACUGGUAUCAUCAAUUUUUACCCGGGUACAGCAGCGGCUGAGAAGUGA
Cordyceps militaris CM01 is the source of this 1329-nucleotide messenger RNA. RefSeq names its product CRAL/TRIO domain protein. The record is from RefSeq and is a predicted model, not a curated record. The coding region runs from base 1 to 1329 and encodes 442 amino acids. NCBI's taxonomy places the organism in Eukaryota, Fungi, Ascomycota, Sordariomycetes, Hypocreales, Cordycipitaceae. The transcript is spliced from 3 exons.